Molecule: messenger RNA, 7306 nt
Organism: Rattus norvegicus (Norway rat)
Lineage: Eukaryota; Metazoa; Chordata; Mammalia; Rodentia; Muridae
Source: RefSeq, a predicted model, not a curated record
UUCCAGCAACCACAUGGUGGCUCAAAACCAUCUGUAAUGGGAUCUGAUGCCCUCUUCUGGUGUGUCUGAAGACAGCUACAGUGUACUUGUAUAUGAUAAAUAAAUAAAUCUUUAAAAAAAAAGAAAAAGAAUGUAUGUGUGUAUUAACAAAAUUAGUCUGGGGUUGGGGAUUUAGCUCAGUGGUAGAGCGCUUGCCUAGGAAGCGCAAGGCCCUGGGUUUGGUCCCCAGCUCCAAAAAAAAAAAAGAACCAAAAAAAAAAAAAAAAAAAACCAAAACAAAACCAAAAAAAAAACCCCAAAAUUAGUCUGUAUGUACAUAUAUGUGUUUAUAUAAAAGUGUACAUAUGGGGGGUUGGGGGAUUUAGCUCAGUGGUAGAGCGCUUGCCUAGCGAGCACAAGGCCCUGGGUUCGGUCCCCAGCUCCGAAAAUAAGAAAAAGGAAAAAGAAAAAGGAAAAAGAAAAAAAAAGUGUACAUACAACUGGUCAUUUCCUGAGAUAGACUUGAUCUACCUUUAAUUUAUCUUUGCAUUUAUUGUUUUAGUUAUCACAAAUACGGUUUUGACCAAGGUGUUACAGGGUUUUCCUUCCUAUCUACUCCUCCGUAUCCGUAUUUGUUACUGGGAGCACACUAUCUUUGUAUGAAAACGUCUGGGAUCUCACAUGCUAACUGCCACAAGGACUGAGCAUCCCACACACAGCUGUGUGAUACAAACUUUUGCUAACAUUUAUCUGCCUGGACUUUACUGACACUUCCCACUAUUUAUUUGCUGGGUCUUUUCGAGGGACCAUAGAGGUUCUCUAGAGUCACAGAACUUAUGGAAUGUCUCCAUAUAUUUAAAGGGAAUUUAUUGUAAUGACUUAGUCUGCAGUCUAACUAACCAAACAAUGGGCAGCUGUGAGUGGAAGUCCAAGUAUUUAGUAGUGGCUCAGUCCCACUCUGUCUUCUGUAUGAGCUGGAAGAAGUUAGUUCAUUCCCACAGAUGUGUUGGCAAAGUGCAAGCAGGCAAAGAAUAGAGAGCUUUCCCUCUUCCAUUGUUCUUACGUAGGCCUCCAGCAGAAAAUGUGGCCCAGAUUAAAGGUGUAUACCAUCACACCUGCACCUUGAACUCAGAGAUCUGAUUGCUUCAGUCUCCUGGGAUUAAAGCCAUAUACUACCUUGCCUGGGCCUCAAAGUUUUCAUGGUCACUAUGCCUCAAAAUCUCUAUGUCAAGAUACAGGUCAGAAGCCUGUGUCUUCCAGCAUCAAGAUCUGGAUCCCAGCUGUAUCCUCCAUUUCUGGAUGUUCAUUCCAGAUGUAGUCAAGCUGGCAAUCAGGAGUAGCCAUCUGAGACCACAAAUACUCCUUGAGAUAGCUUUUGCUGAGCCCUGGUCAAUCCCAAGCUCAAAAGCAUUCUCAGGACUCUGAGGGAGAAGGAUUGCCAAAAAAGUGAGACCACCCUAGGCUAAAGAGAGAUCCUGCCUCAAGAGGGGAAAAGAGCAGUUGCUUGGUAGAGCACAAACUUAGCAUGUGCUAGGCCCUGGGGCUCUAUAUUCAGCACCACCCACCUAUAUGUCUCCCCCUAUUUUUAUUCAAGCAGUUUUUCUAAUGCCUUCAGAACGGCACUGUUUUGUCUCUAAAGUGGCAGUGUUCAAUAGAAGUAUAAGGCAUGCACUCGGGAGGCAGAGGAAGAGUUGAAAGGAGCCCAAUCUACACCACUAGAGCCUAGCUUAAAACAAAACAAAACAAGACAUGUAUGCUUUUAAUCCUAGUACCCAGGAGAUAGAGGCCAGUGGGUCUCUUUAUGAGUCCAAGGCCAGCCUGAUCUAUUGAGUUCCAGGACAGCACCAAGUGCACAGAGAGACCCUGUCACAAAAAAAGGAAUAAGAUACAAAUUACUAUAACUUGUAUUGUUUAUACAUGUUCCUGUGUGUGCCUGCAUGCUUGUUCACAUGUAUGGGGGUCUGUAGAGCCAGAUGUCAACAUUACGUAUUUUUUUCAAUGACUCCAUACCUUGUUUUUCAAGACAUUUUCUGCUACUAAACCCAGAACUCAGUGAUUCAUUAGACUAGCUGAGCAGCAAACUCCAGGGAAUCCUCUCAUUUCUGUCUUAACCGCCAUGUUGUUAGGAUUACAGGCAAAAACUGCUGCACCCAGCUGUUUUUGGACAGGGUCUAUCUGGCCCUGGCUGUAUAGACUAGGUUGGCCUCACACUCACAGAGAUUCACCAGCUUCUGCCUCUCCAGUGCUGGAUUAAAGCCGUGGACUGUCAUUCAUGCUCUGCUCUGCACCUUGCUUUUUAUUUGGGUACUGGAGAUCCAAAGUCAGGCCCUCAAGCUUUCAUAACAAGCUCUAUACUGAGUCAGCUCCCCAUUUUUCUCCAUAAGUAAUUCUAAUUGUCACCCAUGUUCAGAAGGUUUUAAAACAAGAAAUUUUAAUAUAUUUUAUUUAACCCAGCAUGCCAAAAAAUACUCCGCUAUGUAAUUAAUAUUAAAAGAUUUUUCCCCAUACAAGGUCUGAAAUGUGCAUUUUACACCUGUAUUACAUUCCCAUUUGAAGAAUGCAAAGCUACAUGUAGCCAGCAGAAAGUUAAUGAACAGUACAGUCCUGAUGAACGCACGUACUGUGACUAACCUACAGUUUCUAACAUUAAAGCUCUUCUUUGGUUUGCUUCUUUUUCUUCAUCAACACUUCUUUUUUUUUUUUAAGAUUUAUUUAUGUAUAUGAGUACACUGUCACUGUCUUCAGACACACCAGAAGAGGGCAUCAGAUCCCACUACAGAUGGUCGUGAGCCACCAUGUGGUUGCUGGGAAUUGAACUCAGGACCUCUGGAAGAGCAGUCAGUGCUCUUAACCGCUGAGCCAUCUCUCUAGCCCACAUUAGCACUUCUAAAUUGGCCUGUAAUUUAAUUUUAAGAGGCUGAGGGCCAGGCAGUGGUGGUGUGGCACACGCCUUUCUUUAAAACCUGCACUCAGGAAGCAGAGGCAGGCGGAUCUCUAGAAUUUGAGGACAGCCAGGGCUACACAGAGCAACUCUGCGUGUGUGUGUGUGUGUGUGUGUGUGUGUGUGUGUGUGUGUGUGUGUGUUAAUAAUAUAGCAUAUAGCAAGCACUUGAAACAGUGCCGGGAUCAUCAUAAAUGUACAGUACAGUACACGUCAGCUAUUAUUCUAGUAAUCCCGUUCCGUUACAGUAGGCUCCGAGGUUAAACACAAGGCAGGCGCAGAAAUUCUGAAGAGGCGUUACCUGAAGGCUGAAGUUGGGCAUUUAGGAACUCCCUCAGGCCUUUAUGAAACUGGCACCUACUCCUGGGCAGCCCAACCUCGAGUGAAGUGCGGCUCAUUCGGUAACCGGGGAAACGGAGCCACUGAAACCGGACUCCUCGACUCUCCAACUUCCCAGAGUCCAUGACUCUGGAGGACAUACCCACCAGCCGGAUGCUCAAGUGGAGGCGUUAGGCUAAGCGCCCAGCCGCCCGUGGGGGCGUGACGCACGCAGGUCCCACCCACUAUACGUACCGCGGCCCCGCAGCCAAUCCGGAAACGCGUAUUGGGUUCAAAUAGAGGCGGCGGGUGAAUGUGGCGUUUUCGACUUGGUCAGAUAAGUGGUCUAAUUAAAGAUGUGGAGGGUGAAAACACUGAAUCUCGGCUUGUCGCCUUCGCCCCAAUCGGGGAAACCAGCUAUGAGAACUCCUCUCCGAGAGCUUAAACUACAGCCCGAGGCCCUCGCUGAUUCAGGGAAAGGUCCUAUGUUCUCCUCGCUGACCCCAUACCUGCGCAGGCUGGAUCUGAAGGAAAGGCGCAACAGCUCAUCUCCAGUGAAUUUUGUUAAUGCAGAGAACUCAUCUCCAGUGGAUUUUGUCAAUACUGAGAACACAUCUCCAGUGGAUUUUGACAAUACUGAGAACAACUUCCUUUCAGAACAGUUCAGCCAUCCUUCAGAGUACAUAGAAGCUUGUCAGCGUGAAUCAGAUCUAACUCCUGAAAGCAGCUCUCCUUUCAACACACUGGAGAAGGCAGUGGAAGCAAUGGAUGAUUUUGUGGCAGAACCAAUAGAUGACGGUAUAGUUAAGACCAUGGUUCUUUUACCCUUUUCCUUAGGGCAGCAGCAAGACCUGAUGCUCCAGGCUCACUUAGAUACCACAGCAGAGAGAAAUAAAAGCUCUCUAAAAGAAUCUUUGGGGCUAGAAGACCUGGUGGAAAAGGAGGCGGCACCUUGUGUGGAAGACAGCUUACCAGAAACUGUUGCUAUCAGGCCUGAGCAACCCAUCUCUCAGGACCCUCCAUUAAGAGACAGUAACACUGAAGCUGCACCUGCGGGCUCAGUUCCUUCUGAAAAUGUCUUGGAUUUCACUGUGGCUUGUCUCUCUCCCUCAACUGUCUUGACCAAAGAUUUCUCUGUCGAUCAUGUCGAUCCUGGGGAGGAAACUGCAGAGAACAGAGUUAUACAGGAAGUGGAAAAGAGUUUUCUCGCACUCCCUGAGGAGGCUGGAUUGGGAGAUCAGGCACUUGCUGUAAAUGCAGAAGACGUCUCAUCCUUAUACCUGUCAUCAAGUCUAGUAGAAAUGGGACCCCAGGAGGCUCCAGGCCCAACAGCAGAAGAUGCCAGUAGGAUUCCUGACUUGGAGUCAGAGACUUGGAUGUCCCCAUUGGCCUGGCUAGAAAAAGGUGUGAACACGUCAGUCAUGCUACAAAGUCUCCGCCAGAGUUUACCCUUUUCAAAAUCUGUGCUUCAGGAUGCUGCCGUUGGCAAUACACCCCACUCCACUUAUUCUGUGGGAACUUCCUUUACUCCUCCAGUGCCACUGGAAGUAGGCACCAAGGACAGUACUUCAGAGACAGAGCGCCUCCUCUUGGGCUGCCGUCCUCCAGAUCUGGCAGCCUUGUCCCGGCACGACUUGGAAGAGAACCUGUUGAACGCCCUUGUCUUGCUGGAAGUUCUUUCUCACCAGCUGCAAGCCUGGAAGAGUCAGCUGACUGUCCCGAGCCGGCAAGCUCAAGACAGCAGCACACAGACCGACAGCUCUGCAGCUGUGGUCACUAAGACACCUAAACAUCUUCAGGACAGCAAGGAGAUUCGACAGGCUCUACUGCAAGCCAGGAAUGUCAUAUCUCAGCGUGCAGAGACCCUGGUUUCCUCCUGUUCUCGUGUACUGAAGAAAUUGAGGGCAAAGCUCCAGAGCCUCAAAACAGAAUGGGAGGAGGCACGGCACAGGGAGGAAAUGGCCCUUAAAGGCAAGGAUGCGGCAGAGGCAGUACUGGAGGCUUUCCGUGCACACGCUAGCCAGCGCAUCAGCCAACUGGAACAGGGUAUCACAUCUGUGCAGGAAUUCAGAGGCCUUCUACAGGAGGCACAGACCCAACUGAUAGGGCUUCACACAGAGCAAGAAGAGCUGGCUCAGCACACAGUGAGUCUGACUUCUGCCUUGCAGCAGGACUGGACAUCAGUCCAACAGAAUUAUGGGACAUGGGCAGCUUUGCUGAGUCGGUCUCGAGAACUCACCAAGAAACUCACAGCCAAGAGCCGGCAAGCCCUUCAGGAACGUGAUGCUGCAAUUGAGGAAAAGGAUCAGGUUGUGAAGGAAGUGGAACAAGUCUCUGCCCAUUUAGAGGACUGUAAAGGCCAAAUAGAACAACUGAAGUUGGAAAAUAGUCGCCUUACUGCAGAUCUCUCGGCUCAGCUGCAGACUCUGGCUAGCACAGAGAACGAACUAAAGGAACUACAGAGUCAGCAUUCCCAUUGUGUCCAAGACUUGGCCAUGAAGGAUGAACUGCUGUGUCAACUUACCCAGAGCAACAAGGAACAGGCUGCUCAGUGGCAAAAGGAAGAAACGGAACUGAAACACAGACAAGCAGAACUGCUGCAGCAGAAGGCUGUGUUGGCUAAGGAGGUACAGGACCUGAGGGAGACCAUGGAGUUUGUAGAUGAAGAGAGUCAAGUUGCUCACCUGGAGCUGGGCCAGAUCGAGAGUCAGUUGAAAGCCACACUAGAAGUUCUGCGGGAGCGCAGCCUGCAGUGUGAGACCCUCAAGGACACCGUGGAGAGCCUGAGGGCAGAGCUGGCCAGCACCGAAGCAAAGCAUGAGCAACAAGCGCUGGAGAAGACGCACCAGCAUUCUAAAGAGCUGUGUCUAUUGGCGGAGCAGCUACAGAGUCUCACCCUCUUCUUAGAGGCUAAACUAGAGGAGAACAAGGCAGAAUCAGACAUCAUUCUGCCCAGCACAGGCUGUGCUCCAGCCCAGGAACACCCUCCUUCCAGUGAUAGCAGCGUCUCAGAACAGAUCCCGACAGCAGUGGUAGAUGAAGUGCCAGAACCAGCUCCUGUGCCAUUGCUUGGAAGUGUUAAGAGUGCUUUCACCCGCGUAGCCUCAACAGCUCCCUUUCGGCCUACAGAGACCCCAGCCCUGGAGAAGAGCCUGGCAGAAAUGAGUGCUGUGUUACAGGAGCUUCAACGCCUCUGUGCCCUGCUGCAAGAAUCUAAAGAGGAAGCCGUUGGUGUCCUGCAGAGGGAAAUCUGUGAACUGCACACAAGACUACAGGCCCAAGAAGAAGAACAUCAGGAAGCCCAAAAGGCAAAGGAAGCAGACAUAGAGAAGUUGAACCAGGCCUUGUGCUUGCGCCACAAGAAUGAGAAGGAACUCCUGGAAGUGAUACAGAAGCAGAACGAAAAGAUCCUGGGGCAGAUAGACACGAGUGGCCAGCUCAUAAACCUCAGGGAGGAGGUGACCCAGCUUACACGUUUACUUCGGCGGGCAGAGACAGAGACUAAAGUGCUCCAGGAAGCCCUGGAAGGCCAGGUAGAUCCCAGCUGUCAGCUGAUGGCUACUAACUGGAUCCAGGAAAAAGUGUUUCUCUCGCAGGAGGUGAACAAACUGAGGGCUAUGUUCCUGGAGGUGAAAAAUGAGAAGAAACAGCUGAUGGACAAGUAUCUGAGCCAUAGGCACAUCCUGGAGGAGAAUCUUCGGCGCUCUGACACAGAGUUAAAGAAACUUGAUGACACAAUUCAGCAUAUCUAUGAGACUCUGUUGUCUAUCCCAGAGGUAGUGAAGAGUUGCAAGGAGCUACAAGGAUUGCUAGAAUUUCUGAGCUAAGAAAGAAGAUACUGGAAGGCAGUGGUGUGUACCUGUAGUCCCAGCUGCUCCAGAGGCCGAAGCUGAGGACCGCCUAAUCCCAGGAGGUUGGGACUAACCUGACAUGGACAACACAGCAAAAAACCUGGAAGAUAAUUCCACUCCACUCUGGUUUCCUUCAGGAUCCCUUAUCCCAAUAAUAAACCAAUUGGCAUGGAGCCGACUAUGUUUUAUGCUAUUUAAAUAAAGUGUAUUUAAUGUA